AAACAAGACCUUAGCUUGUUUUGGACCUACCCGAGCCCGUCCGAAACAAGCCCACUCGAAACAAAUAAAAACCAUUUGUUCUUCUUGCACCCGAGCCCACCCGAAACCCUAUCUUCUUCUUCCAUCGCGACAAGAGCUCCGGAUCUGCAAGUGCCUGACCUUCGGUCACGCAAUGGUGCAGUCGCACUCUCAAGCACCUAAUCUCCGGUCGCGCAACCCAGACCACCCACGGAACCAUCUCUUCCUCCAACUCCUUUGCGAAGCUCGCCAAGAGCUCCGGAUCUACAAGCAGUUCGAGGUCUUCCCCUUCAACCUCUCGACCCAAGCUCGCUGCGACAUCUCAUCCCUCAAGCUCAAGCCUCAAAAAGGGAAGGAGUUCGAGUUUGUGAAUUGGUCCCAAUAUGCAUGUAGACAAGGUUGUAUAACAUCGGAGCUGCUUUGGUGGAGUUGCUUUAGUGGAGUUGCUUUGGUUUGUUUAAAUUUUAGUCGCUUUGGUUUGGUUUGCUUUGGAGUAGAUUUGAUCCACUUUUGUCUCAUUGAGGGGAUGAGAUGGGGUCACUGAACUGAAUUCGAAGGUCAAUAGGGUCAUGCUAGUUCUAUCAGUAUUGGUUUCUAAAUGGAAUGCACUUCUAUUUUAGUUGUUUACAUGUGCUGACUCUUGUGGGUAAAAGAGAAACUUAGCCAUGAACCUCUACUCAUGCAUUUGUUGUCCAACAAUCUUCCUUUAACAUUAAAGACUUUUAACAUUUGACU
Messenger RNA from Syzygium oleosum, 753 nucleotides. RefSeq lists its product as uncharacterized. NCBI's taxonomy places the organism in Eukaryota, Viridiplantae, Streptophyta, Magnoliopsida, Myrtales, Myrtaceae. The coding region runs from base 173 to 562 and encodes 129 amino acids. The record is from RefSeq and is a predicted model, not a curated record. The transcript has 2 exons.